Messenger RNA from Saccostrea cuccullata (small rock oyster), 1096 nucleotides. Its product is annotated as myb/SANT-like DNA-binding domain-containing protein 4. The transcript has 3 exons. NCBI's taxonomy places the organism in Eukaryota, Metazoa, Mollusca, Bivalvia, Ostreida, Ostreidae. The coding region runs from base 34 to 822 and encodes 262 amino acids. Gene Ontology annotation, cellular component: nucleus. The record is from RefSeq and is a predicted model, not a curated record.
AUCAUUGAAAUUCUGACAAUUAACGCUGAAAUUAUGGAAGAUAGAAAAAAGAAGCCGCGUUUUAGUGAGAAAGAAAUUGAAAUAUUAGUUCAAGGAGUUAAAGAACGUUCAGAUGUCAUCAACUCAAAAUUCAGUGACAUGAUCAGCAAUACAAAGAAAAAGCAAGCGUGGGUGGAAAUUUUGGAAUCUGUAAAUGCUGUCUCAUUCUCGAAGAGAACUGUCGACGAAAUUAAAAAGAAGUGGGAUGAUGUAAAGAGGGGUACAAAGAAGAGAGCUUCUGCCGUCCAGAAAGAACGUUGUAAAACGGGGAGUGGAAAAUUGGAGAUUAUACCUUUAAGCCCAAUGGAAGAAGAUAUUGUGUCUGUAAUGGGAGAGGAGAGAAUUUUUGGAUUCAGCUCGUAUGUAGACACCAUGAUUCCACCUGUAAGUAAGCCUAAUUUCAUUCCGUCAUUUUUGACACCAAGCAAAGCUGUUUCUGGAGAGAGUCCACCACAAGAAGUGGAAGAGGUACAGACGACUGCAGAGGGAGGCAUCAGUGAAAAAGCACCAGAAUCUGCUUUCUGUGCGAAGAAAAUGAAAAGGCGGCCUUCUCAAUAUGAGGCUGAUGAGAGCUUGAUACUACAGAGAGAACUAAUCAAGAUUCAGAGGGAAUGGCUCGAUGUGGAGAAAGAGAGACUCGGCAUCGAGAGGGAGAGGCUUCAGAUAGAGCGUCGACGCUUGGAGAUGGAUGAGCGGGCCAGGGGAUUUUCCGCCACAUGUAAUAAUUCAGAACGCAAUGCAUCGGAAUUUCAACUCUUCAACGGUGCAUUUAUGCAAAUAUGAGGAAUGUUAAUGUGCAUUUGAUAAAUCUUUUAAUUCAUAUAUCCACUGUUUUCUUUGAUUUGCAUGUACGUACAAAACAUAAAGUUCCAUUCAUUAUGAACAGCAUAUAUGUAAGAUGUAACUGGUAAAUACAAUGUAUUUUUCCAGAAAAAAGAAAUUAAACAAAUGACCAAUAAGUUCUAGACAUCGUAGUUAUAUCUCUGUUUUCUUUUUGAUCUACAAAGAAAUGCAAUAAAAUUAAAUAAUACAUACACUUGCUCCUAUUUUAAUCACU